Messenger RNA from Leguminivora glycinivorella, 2930 nucleotides. RefSeq names its product putative pre-mRNA-splicing factor ATP-dependent RNA helicase PRP1 (gene Dhx15). The transcript is spliced from 11 exons. Gene Ontology annotation, molecular function: RNA helicase activity; ATP binding; RNA binding. The record is from RefSeq and is a predicted model, not a curated record. Gene Ontology annotation, cellular component: spliceosomal complex; intracellular anatomical structure. NCBI's taxonomy places the organism in Eukaryota, Metazoa, Arthropoda, Insecta, Lepidoptera, Tortricidae. The coding region runs from base 104 to 2311 and encodes 735 amino acids.
CUCGUUUCGUGUGUCGCCAUUUUGUUGGUUCGUGAUAUUAUUGAGUUUGAAAAAGAAGUUUCUGUAUUUAAUUGGACCUCGCGUUGUAUGCGUGUCGUCUAAAAUGUCUAAAAGACGAAUCGAAGUCAUGGACCCUUUCAUUAAGAAGAAAAGAGAGGAGAAGGCAGCUGCGGCUGCUGCUAAAGGGGAGAAGGGGGAGAGUUCGGACAGUGCGGCUACGCUGGGCUCGGCCAUGCCGCCGACUGCUACCAGCACGCCAGGAGUUAAUCCUCUCACAGGUCUCCCCCACUCUCAGCGCUACCACGAGCUCCUGCGUCGCCGUCUCGGCCUCCCCGUCUGGGAGUACAAGAACGACUUCAUGAGACUCCUCAACACGCACCAGUGCGUCGUGCUCGUCGGCGAAACUGGCUCCGGCAAGACCACGCAAAUCCCACAGUGGAGCGUUGAGUUUGCUGCUGUCACCGCUGGCAAGUCCAAAGGAGUCGCUUGCACACAACCUAGAAGGGUAGCCGCUAUGUCUGUAGCUCAGCGAGUCGCUGAAGAAAUGGAUGUAGUACUUGGACAGCAGGUUGGUUACAGCAUCCGUUUUGAAGACUGCUCCGGGCCACAUACAUUACUCAAAUACAUGACAGACGGUAUGUUACUGAGAGAAGCCAUGUCAGAUCCUAUGUUGGAUCAAUAUAGAGUCAUUCUCCUUGACGAAGCUCACGAAAGAACUCUAGCUACUGAUAUUUUGAUGGGUGUAUUAAAGGAGGUGAUCAAGCAGCGCCCAGAUUUGAAGCUAGUUAUUAUGUCUGCCACGCUAGAUGCUGGUAAAUUCCAGCAGUACUUCGAUAAUGCUCCGCUGAUGAAUGUACCUGGUCGUACUCAUCCGGUAGAGAUAUUCUACACACCGCAGCCUGAACGAGACUAUCUAGAAGCAGCCAUUCGUACUGUAGUCCAAAUUCAUAUAUGUGAAGAGAUCGCUGGUGAUAUACUUCUCUUUCUGACUGGUCAAGAAGAAAUUGAAGACGCUUGUAAGCGGAUCAAGAGAGAAAUAGACAAUUUAGGACCUGAUGCUGGAGAGCUAAAGUGUAUACCGUUAUAUUCAACUUUGCCACCGAAUCUCCAACAGAGGAUUUUCGAACCAGCGCCUCCGAACAGGUCAAACGGGGCGAUAGGAAGAAAGGUGGUGGUGUCGACUAAUAUUGCUGAGACUUCGCUGACCAUUGACGGAGUGGUGUUUGUGAUUGACCCUGGAUUUGCGAAACAGAAGGUGUACAAUCCUCGUAUCAGAGUGGAGUCGCUUUUGGUGUCUCCAAUUAGUAAGGCAUCAGCCCAGCAGCGCGCAGGUCGCGCCGGGCGCACCCGUCCUGGCAAGUGCUUCCGUCUGUACACCGAGAAGGCCUACAAGAAUGAGAUGCAGGACAAUACUUACCCGGAGAUCUUGAGAUCGAACUUAGGAUCUGUAGUUUUGCAGUUGAAGAAGCUGGGAAUAGACGACCUGGUGCAUUUUGACUUCAUGGACCCCCCCGCCCCGGAGACACUUAUGAGGGCACUGGAACUGCUCAACUAUUUGGCGGCCUUGGAUGAUGACGGCAACCUGACAGAUCUCGGUGCUGUGAUGGCAGAAUUCCCGCUUGACCCUCAACUGGCCAAGAUGUUGAUUGCUAGCUGCAAUCAUAACUGCUCCAAUGAGAUCCUGUCCAUUACAGCCAUGCUGUCUGUGCCCCAAUGCUUCGUCCGACCGAACGAGGCCCGAAAAGCGGCUGACGAGGCGAAAAUGCGCUUCGCUCACAUCGACGGCGACCAUCUCACGCUUCUCAACGUGUACCACGCUUUCAAACAGAACAUGGAAGACCCCCACUGGUGCUAUGACAACUUCAUCAACUACCGAUCACUGAAGUCCGGAGACAACGUUCGCCAGCAGCUAUCUAGGAUCAUGGACAGGUUUAACUUGAAGAGGACAAGCACAGAGUUCACAAGCAAAGACUACUACAUUAAUAUUAGAAAAGCACUCGUCAAUGGAUUCUUCAUGCAGGUCGCCCAUUUAGAGCGCACAGGGCACUAUCUCACCGUCAAAGACAACCAGAUAGUCCAGCUGCACCCCUCCACGUGCCUCGACCACAAGCCCGACUGGGUCAUCUACAACGAGUUUGUGCUCACCACCAAGAACUACAUCAGAACGGUCACUGAUAUCAAACCGGAAUGGCUCCUAAAAAUAGCACCACAGUACUACGAGCUAAACAAUUUCCCCGUCUGCGAAGCCCGAAGACAACUCGAGCUGCUCCAAGCCCGAUUGGAUUCUAAACCGUACCAGGAAGGAUUCUAAGCUAGACCUAGUUGUAAUCUACUUUAACACCGACACCGCGAGUGGCUACAUGCCUUGAUAACAGUUUUUAAGUUUAAUUCUGAGAAUUUAUUGAUUUAGUGCUUGAAAACAGCACUAUUAUUACGUCAUAUAUGUUCAAAACUUCAUCAUGAGGGUUCCUUGCGUUGUUCCGGCAUUUGCCACGGCUCAUGGGAGCCUGGGGUCUUGUCAACUAAUCUCAAGAUUUGACGUAGGCACUAGUUAUUACGAAAGCAACUGCCAUCUGACCUUCCAACCUGAAGGCCUUAUUGGGAUUAAUCCGGUUUCCUCAUGAUGUCCAAAAGUUGUUGUUUGGUAGAUUUUUGGAAUUAAAUUCCAAAAUAAGUUACACACUGAAGUUUAUUGACAGAACAUUGUCUAUGAAAUAUUUUGUCUUAGUUUAUGCAUAAACCACCAAGGAUGUAAUAUUGUCAAUAAUUAAAUUUUGUGAAAUAAAUUAUACAAAAUAAUGUUGUGUUGAAAAUAGAAUUGUAAUAUUGGUUAAAAUACAUUUGUCAUGUAUUCGUCUCAUAUUUAUGUAAAUUUCGUUCUGAUUAGAUAUUAUUUUUAAUUCGUAAAUUUUCUUAUUUUAAAAUGGCAA